GCAACACUGCUACCCGACGAUUUUCCGACACGAGAACCUGGGACCUGCAGUCACCAAAGCCGCCGCUGUUCAGCAAAGACGGGCCUCGUCGUCACCUUGCUCCUCAUGCUGUACAGAUGCUCUCAGAAGAUCCCAUUGCCCUCUCCUGGGCUCCCCAUGUCUUCGACGUGGAGAGCCUCGUUUUCCAGUCCCAAGACUGGCUGAAGACUAUCAUCGUCGCCUCCGCACUUUUCUGGUUUGCAUACCGCUCAUAUCAGGUGCUCUCGAAACCGGCCGAAGAACUCAUCGCUCUUUUAGGCUUGGAGGUCCCGGUCGCACCCAUCGUGUCCCUCGCGGGAAUCAGGUGUGAUGGCGUGCUCCUACACUGGAAGCCACCGGAGCAGCGCACAUCUGUACUCAAAUACGUUAUCCGUAUCAAUGGGAUUGAUAUUGGCGAUAUCUCUCCCCAGGAGACCUCCGUCACCAUUGAGAAUCUACAACCUGACCAUCAAUAUGUCAUGCGAAUCGUGACCGUCAACUCUGCUGCUUUUCAUGCUCCAAGUACCCCGAUUCGCGUCCGUACGCUUCCCUCUAGCACUGGCUUGUUCUAUGGCCCUGCUCCGAACAAGGACUCCGCCGAAGAGGCCGGCGAUGGCGAUUACACGCCCACUCCCAUCAUUCGACCGGCAAAGAUCCUGCAAGAAGUAGCUGCACCCGCUCAUACCCCUCCCGUCAUGACGAGAGAGCAUAGUAACAGUACAUCGCGUGUGCGUCGGGCCGAUGCAGGUCGACGCAACUCACCCGCAUCUCAGACUGUAGACCAAGCUCGAUCCGUUCUGGAAACGGACGACUCUACGGAGACUAUCAAACAAUUGACCGAAAAGCUGGAUGCCUUGCGGCGGGAUAUCGAAGAUGUCGAAAGGCAAAUACAGGACGAGGAGGACGAGUUUCGAGCACAAAAGGCUAGCUUGACCGAGAAGCGUGACGACAAGAAAGCCGCUCUCAAAGAGAAGGAAGAUACAAGCCAUGAGCUGCGCAAAAAGGUCGCGAGCUUGGAGAGGUCGAAUGCGUCGGCACAAGCACGACGUGCUCAACAAGAAAGAUUGCUCCGUCAAAAGGAAGCUGAUCGCCAGAAGCUCAAAGACGAUGUGGCGCGGUGGACGCGAGAGGCGGGAGAGCUACGGGCUGCAGCCGACAACAUUGAGAAAGAGCGUGCCAACGUUCAGGCUGAGGGAGAAGCGCGACUGCAAGCCUUGAGGGUAAAAUACGAAGAGGAGAUGCAGACCAACAAGAGUCUUGAAGAAGCCAUCCGGGAAAAGGGCACGCAAAUCAAGGCGCUCGAGAGAGAGAGGGAAAGACUUGAGGAGGCUGAACCUGGAGGUGAGGUGCAAGAGGGCGGUGAUAUUGCUGAUGGCGAAGAGGAUAGACAGUGGUUUGAGAAGUUUUCAGUUCUACAGCAGAGCUAUGCUCAAGCUUGGAAUCAGCUAUGUCAAGCUGAGCGGAUCCACAACGAGACAACGACUAGGUUGCAUUUCUUGCAGCAACGCCGUUUGAGCCAACCGCAGCCCUUCUCAACUACGCAGACUCAAGAGCCUCAUGGUCGGAAGAACAGCCAACGCUCACGACCCGUUAGCUUACGGGAGCCUUUCUCUUCUGCUGCACCGGGCGGGUUUGUGCACACUUCUGCUCCUCCCUUCAACAGCUCCGCUACGAGUAUCUCCCCGACGUUCCCCAACUCCGGAUUAUAUUUCAACAUCAAUAACGGCAUGACUUUACCUUCGCCUAACAGCCAGAACCUUGCCUUCUCCCAAGCGGAUCUCGAAAGUUUCUCAGCGGGAGCGCCCAUGAGCCCAACUGCGGGUGCGCUCUUGCCUUCCGGAUUGCUUGGUGACGAUUCCGGCUUGACUGAUGCCGAAGACGACGAGAGCGAUCAUGGCCCCCCUCAGCCAACAGACCCCUCGCCUCAUCUCCGCCAUGUGCUACCGGGGUUGGGGGCACCGGGAACCUUUGAAUAUGUGCAGAGUCCGAGCUCCCCCGUAUCAGUUCAGAGUCGCUCGCCAAGUCUGUUUGCGAGCCCUCGUGAGAGCGUUGGGCAGUUAGGGUAUUUUGCUUCGACCGACAACGUUGGCGAUAGUGAUCGGAGGUCAAUACGGUCAACGUCAAGCUCUUUCAAGAAUCUUCAGCCGACCACUCGCUUCGGUAGUCUGUUCAACAGGCAGCGGGGUAAGACAUUGUCGGAUCAAGGCCCGCCGCUAGGCUCUCUAAAGGCAUCUCAAAGCCAAUCUUUGCCUCGACAAGAGGCUGGGGAUCUUGGUCCAAUUGGGACCCAACGACGUCGCGGAAGUCACUCUGAAGGAGCAUGGUAUAAUUCUUUUCUGCGGAACUCUAAGACUCAGCCUCCCGAGGCAUCAAGCAGUCCUAAGCACGUGGCCACGCGAAAACGCCCUUUCAAUAUCUUUGGCUCGAAGAGUGGAGAGCCGUGGCCCUCUUCUUCGCUAGGCGCUGAAGAACGACCGACAUCUCCGCGACCGGGGUCUACCAAGUCGGGCGAAGUUAGCUUGCUUCCAAGACCAUCGACUGAAACUCACACGCGCUUCGGAUGGCCAGGUUCGUCGGAUGCCUUUGCUGGUCUCCGAAAUAGCCCACUCGGCGUUGACUGGAGUAUAAACAAUACGACAUCAUGGUCUAGAUUGGGCUCCAGGCGUCCGUCCCUUCAGCAAGGCUCUACUUUGAGUCUGGUCAAUGACGACCUUCUACAAGGCGGGAUACCCGACUUCUCCUCCACCACCAAGUCGCCAACACAAGCGCCUAUCGGAACGCGUCCUCAGUCCUCCACUUCUCAACUGCCUCAGACUGGGCCUAUCCCCCCAACGCCUCCAAAAGCACUCAACCCCGCAGCGCCAAACUUUAAGAGCAUAUUCACGCGAAGCGAGAAGUCGGAAGAAGACCGGGCGGAGAAGGCAAGAAAGGCUGCCGAAAAGGCGGCCGAGAAAGAGGCCAAGAAGGUCGAAAGGAAGGAAGAGAAGAAGGCCAAGGCUGAGAAGGCUGAAAAGACGAGCCGCAAGGACAAGCAGAAUGCACAGGAGCCAUCUAACAGUGAUUCCCCGACCCAUGUCUACUCGCUGGAUCCGCGGCGAUCACGGGAUACACGCUCCGUUUCCACCAUUGAUGUAUCUGAAGCUUCGCCCCGUGGAUCCCUAGAAAGGACUGUGUCCAUGACAUCUUCAGAAGCUCCCACUGGAAGAGAAACGUUUAUGCAGAAGCUUUCGCGUAAGAGCAGCUCCAGCCAGUUUCUGCAAUUUGGCAAGGGGAAGUCCUCCCUUUUCUCAAAGAAGUCCAAUGACGUCGCAGCCUCACAUGAGGUGGAAGAUGACGGAAUGCUCAACGUGGUGCGUAGCGGGGAAAGCAGCGCCGCCAACAGUCCGUCAAUUGGCACACCGAGAGACCGCAGCAGUGCGUUGAGCUGGAGCUCAAUCAAACGAAUGGGUAAGAGAGGGGAGAAGACGCCAAGCUUGCAUGAGAGCAUCGCGAGCGAGACCGCUGGCGAAGAGAGUGAGGACGCGAGGGAGAGCGUGAAAUAGGGGGUGUGCGAAUAUGUGUCAUUCAAUAGUGCUUGGAUCUGUGCAUCGUCAUCACGGGGCAAUGCCAAAAGGCUUGAAGGGCGUGGAGAAUCGUUUUGAUUCUUUGAUCUACAGCAUGGGAGGAAGUGCACAACUGCUGCUCUGAUGAUCAUAGACUGAGGGAGAAUACCUACUUAUCUCUUCUGGCCGGCCUGACAACUCUCCAGCCACCGUAUCCGAUUGAACCUUCCUACAGGCUUCAUCAGUAGCUUUCUUUAUACUCUCAUUG
Molecule: messenger RNA, 3828 nt
Organism: Westerdykella ornata
Lineage: Eukaryota; Fungi; Ascomycota; Dothideomycetes; Pleosporales; Sporormiaceae
Exons: 3
Coding region: 117-3560 (1147 amino acids)
Molecular function (GO): protein binding
Source: RefSeq, a predicted model, not a curated record